Molecule: messenger RNA, 6507 nt
Organism: Toxotes jaculatrix (banded archerfish)
Lineage: Eukaryota; Metazoa; Chordata; Actinopteri; Toxotidae
Gene: itgav
Product: integrin, alpha V
Exons: 32
Coding region: 330-3467 (1045 amino acids)
Biological process (GO): integrin-mediated signaling pathway; cell-matrix adhesion; cell adhesion mediated by integrin
Cellular component (GO): integrin complex; external side of plasma membrane
Molecular function (GO): integrin binding
Source: RefSeq, a predicted model, not a curated record
ACACACACACACAAACAAGCGCGCGCACACAGAGUCGCGGCCUCUCCCUGAGUUUGUUUCCGUGUUUCUCCAGCCUUUAUCGGCUAAAACAGGCCAACGAGCCGCCGCCGAGAACCGGACUGAUCCCGGGAUCUUCGCUGCCGCCGCGCUCGGUCUCUUAACCGGGCAGAAACGCGGUUCGUGUAACGACUGGUUCUGUUCGCGGGGGAGAGCUGCUGUCGGGAGGACUGGGGUUUUCAAAACGGUUUAAAGCGAAUAUCCGCGGGACACAAGCCACAGGACGCUCGCUAACUAACAGACAUCCUCUCGGUCGGUGUUCGGCAGCGGCCAUGGCAGGAGGACGGUCGUCUCUCGGUCUGCUCGUCCUGGUCUGUGUCCACCUCCCCCGCUGCGGCUGCUUCAACCUGGAUGUGGACAAACCCUCCGUGUACUCCGGACCGGAGGGAAGUUACUUCGGCUUCUCGGUGGAUUUCUUCAAGCCCCCGAACAACCAGAAGUCCGACGUUCUGAUAGGAGCUCCGCGGGCCAACACUUCGGCCUCCAGCAGUGUUGUGGAGAGGGGAGCGGUGUACAGCUGCCCCUGGAGGAGCUCCUCAGCCUGCCAGCAGCUGCAAUUUGACGACUCAGAUGACAGGAAGAAUACAGAAGGAGCUCAGAUGGAGUUUAAAUCCAAGCAGUGGUUUGGAGCCUCAGUACGAUCUAAUGGAGAGCACAUCCUGGCCUGUGCUCCUCUGUACCAGUGGUCGACCUUUGGCGUCUCUGAGCGGGAGCCGGUGGGGACGUGUUACCUGAAGAAAGGAGGCACAGUGGUCGAGUACUCGCCCUGCAGAUCACGUGCCAGUUCACCGGAAGGACAGGGCUUCUGCCAGGCCGGCUUCAGCGCUGACUUCCUUAAGAAGAACAACAAAGUGGUGGUGGGAGGACCUGGCAGCUUCUACUGGCAGGGUCAGCUGAUUUCUGAUGACGUCGCUGAGAUUUUUUCCCGAUUUAACCAAAACUACAUCACCCCAUACGGAAACACCCUCGCCACCAAGUCGGCCGGCGCCCAGUACGACGACAGUUACCUCGGAUACUCUGUGACAGUUGGAGACUUCAACGAUGAUGGAAAGGAAGAUUACGUGACUGGAGUACCUCGGGGGAACAGUGCAAAGGGUUAUGUGAACAUCUUCAACGGCCUCAACAUGGAGUCCAUGGUCAACUUCACGGGAUCGCAGAUGGCUGCCUACUUUGGACAUUCAGUGGCCGCCAGCGAUGUUAAUAAAGAUGGUCUGGUGGAUCUGUUGGUGGGAGCUCCUCUCUUCAUGGACCGGGGCUCAGAUGGAAAACUCAGGGAGGUGGGACAGGUUUCUGUGUACCUGGGUCGAGGUGGAUUUUCCUUCCACCCACCUCAGAUGCUGACAGGGUCAGAGGUCUACGCCAGAUACGGCUCUGCCAUUGCAGCACUGGGAGACCUGAACAUGGAUGGGUACAACGAUGUGGCCAUCUCUGCUCCCUACGGAGGCCCCGACCGCAACGGCUUGGUCUACAUCCAUAAUGGCCGCCCCCAGGGGCCCGACCCCUCACCUUCCCAGGUCCUGCAGGGCAAAUGGGCGUCCAGCUACAUGCCUGCUAGCUUUGGAUACUCCAUGACUGGAAACACUGACAUAGACCAGAAUGGAUAUCCAGAUUUAAUAGUGGGAGUUUUCGGAGCAGACAAAGCAGUUUUAUACAGAGCCCGUCCAGUGAUCAUUGUGAAUGCCACGUUAGACAUGACACCUCAGAUCAUCAACCCAGAGGAGAAGACCUGCACGGUUCCUGGAAGCAGCACACGUGUGUCCUGCUUUAAGGUGAAGUACUGUCUGAAGGCUAGCGGCCGCGGCGCUCCUGCUACUCUCAACUUUCGCGUGGACCUCGUGUUGGACCGUCUGAAGCAGAAAGAGGCGACGAAACGAGUCCUCUUCCUGCACAGUCAGACCUUUCAGUACUCCAAAAACAUGACGGUGUCCAACGGCCAAGGCCUAGCCUGCGAGGAGCAGGACGUCUUCCUGAGGGACGACCGUGACUUUCGGGAUAAGAUCACUCCCAUCUCCGUGGCGAUGGAGUACACUCUGGACUACCAGCAGGCUGCAGACCAAACCGGACUGCUGCCCAUCCUCGAUAUGUCGGCCCCGUCCAACGUCACCAAGCAGGCUCACAUCCUGCUGGACUGUGGAGACGACAACAUCUGUAAACCCGACCUGAAGUUGUCAGUGAAGAGUGACCGUGAUCAGAUCUACAUCGGCGACGAUAACGCUCUGACCCUGGAGAUCAGUGCUGAGAAUCAGGGAGAGGGCGCCUACGAGGCCGAACUCCACGUCUACCCUCCACAGCAGGCCGACUUCACCGAGGUCGUCCGCAGUCAGACCCUCUCCAGGCUGUCCUGUGCUUACAAGAAGGAAAACCAGACUAAGAUGGUGGUGUGUGACCUGGGAAACCCCAUGAAGGGAGGAACCAAGGUGCUGGCAGAAUUGAGGUUCAGCGUGCACCAGCUGUCGGAGGAGGACACGUCUGUCAAGUUUGACCUGCAGAUAGUCAGCUCUAACCAGUUCAACAACACCAGUCCUCGAGUCUCCAGCAUCACCAAGCUGGCUGUCCUCGCUAAAGUGUCGAUCAGAGGGUCGUCGUCUCCUGGCCAGGUGCUGCUUCCCAUCGCCAACUGGAAACCCAAAGAGCCUCCUGUGGUCGGAGAUGACAUCGGGCCUCAGAUAGUACAUGUGUACGAGCUCCUGAACAGCGGGCCCAGCACGAUCAGUAAAGCCGCUGUGGAGGUGGAAUGGCCGUACCACUUCAGGAACGGCUCUCUGCUCUACAUCACGAGCUACGAGACGGAGGGACCCAUCAACUGCACCACCGACAUGGAGAUCAACCCGCUCAAUGUGUCGAACCCAUUGACCUCGCAGAAGAACACCAGUGUUGUCCCACCCAGAGAGCGAGAGACUGAGGGACGAAACAGAAACCACGUUCGCAAGAGAGACCUGGAGUCAAGAGACGUGCUGAGCGACCUGCAAACACUGGACUGCACCACAGCAGAGUGCCUGCGGCUGAAGUGUCAGAUCGGUCGUCUGGAGAGGGGGAAGAACGCCAUCCUCUUCAUCUUCUCCAGACUGGCUGUGAACAACUUCCUCAGGACUGAGAAUCAGAAUCGUUCGUACGUGGUUCGAUCUACAGCCUCUUUCAACGUCAUCGAGAUGCCGUACAAGAACCUGGUGUCGGAUCUACCGUCCAAUAGUACCACAGUGAGCGUGUCGGUGAUGUGGGUGGCCGACGCCCCUCAGCCGGUGCCAGGCUGGGUGGUGGCUCUGGCCAUACUGGCAGGACUGCUGCUGCUGGCGCUGCUCAUCUUCAUCAUGUACAAGUUGGGUUUCUUCAAGAGAGUCCGCCCUCCACAGGAGGACUGCACUGAGAAGGAGCAGCUGCAGCCGGAGGAGAACGGCAACACCGACGCCUAGAGGUCAGACUCUGAGGAACGCCCCCCACCCCCCGUUAGUGCUGACAGAAGGUUCAGGAGAGGGAAAAAUCAGGGUACAUGGCCGUUUGGAGAAUUUCACUGUAUUAACUGUUGCGUGGCGGAUAAUGGUACUGGUUUAAGUUGUGAUACGGUUUCUGUUUUUUUUUUUGUCUAGUCAUGUUGAGUUUGUGCCAAAUGAGAAGCUCCACCUGUUUUACACUGGUCACAGAUGAACUCCUCGUAGCUCGAGUUUUAAGAGUUUAAAGAAAUGUUUAAGAUUAAUGCCACUCUGGUGUCUGUCAGUUAAAUAUGACACUAUAACGUAAAGUUAGCAUUAACAGUCUGGUUCCGUCUGAAGCUCACCGAUUAGCGUGUUGCACCUCGUCCGUUUAAUCUGGACGAGACCAAAGCGUAAAAAACUAAAUCAUGCAGGUCAAAACCUCCGGUAAAACGCUGUUUCAUUUACAAACGGACAAGAUGCAGCGUGUAAAUCUCUGAGUUUUGGAGGCUCUGAUUGGUGGAACUGUUCUCUCGGGGAGAAUAAUCCUGAAUAAUGCCUGAAACUCUGAUCGCUGGGCCCACAGUGUGAGCUAACCUGAUAUUUACUUUGCACUUUCUUUUGUCCAAACUCAAAAUGAUUCAUGAGCUCUCGGCGCUUGAGGCCCUGAAAGUGCAGAACUGCUGAUGGAACCUCUCUGCUUUAUAAAAGACAGCGAGGAAGGUUUUUUUUUUGAAGACUCGGAGUCAGAUGGACUUCUGAGAUCGGCGUGGUGCUCCGCUGCCUCGACGGAGUCUCUGUUAGCUUCCAUGAGCUGCUCGCUAGUCUUCACAGGGUCCGUGGAAAAAUAAAAGCGAACAGCAAUUUAAAAAUCAUACAGUAUCAUCUGCACAAAAAAAUCACCAUCAUCAGCAAAUAAGUGGAACUUUUCAUGGAAACAAAAAUAAUGUGAAGCUAACAUAAGCUUCACAGGUGCUGCUUCCCAUCGAAGCUAAGUGGCACCGAGGGUGAAAAAUGGCUAAAUAGACGCGAGGUGAUGAACCUGAGGAUGAUUCAUUCUUCAAACCAGUGAUGACGAGUGAUAAUUAUUGGUCCAGUCAUUUCAACACGAUCCGGAGACCGUUUGGCAAAGUUUCGUUUUUCUUCAGGAAAUGACGCUUUACGCGAACUGAUGCGUUUCGAAUUUGCCCUCGUGGAAUUGGCCAUUUGCUGAGCCCUGCACCUGAACUGCACCGGUGUGAUCAGGAGCUGAAACAGUCAAAAAAAAACCCAAUCAGUGUCAAGCAAAAUCAGUGAAUCUGUGCCAAAUAUUCUGAUUCCAGCCUCAGUGAGAGGACUUCCUGCUUUUCUUUGUCAUACGAAACUUAUAUUUUCAUAUAAACUAAAUCAUUUUGGGUGUUUGAAUAUUUAGGUAAACAAAACAAAACAUCUGAGGACGUAACGUUCAGCUCAGCGAGUUUGUGAUGGGAGGACGUUUGUUCAUUUUCAGCUUUCAUCUGCAGAAAACCGCUACGAGCCGCAUCCUGUACGAAACGAGAAAAGACUGGCAGCCAUAGCAACAGUAACUAGGGUCUGUGGGGUUUAACAGACGGUCAGUAGUAACACGUCUAACUUUCCCGCCAUGCGCUGUGCGAGGACUCGUGACGAUGUUUUUCAGAGAUGAAAUGCGACGCAGUGUGAGAGCAGGUUGCUGUUUCACAUCUGAGUGUGAGUUUGUGUGUGAAAAUAUUAAAAAAGGAAAAAAAAAACGGCUUCGCUAUGAAUUUACCCAUAUUGGGUUUGCAUUUAUGAACUAACGCCUAAGGUUGAUGAUCGUUUGUGAAAAUAUAUUAAUGUCAAUCACUUUGACAUGGCUCCACAGAUAUCACAGCAGCCAUCUUUGAUUUCCACAGCACUCCCGACUCUAAGCCGCGAUAUCAGCGUUCACUUUUCCAAGCUCAGUUGGAUUUUGUGUCUCUGCGGGUGAGAGACUUUCUGUCCUCGACCUCAGAACCUCAGGACGUGCACAUUUAACAGCCUUAACUAAAAUGCUGUUUUUUUUCUGCUGUGGUGUUAGAGUGGAAACGAUUGAUCAGUUAAUCAAUAAAUCAAUCCACGGAAAAAAGUAAUUGGCAACUGUUUUGAUAAUCAGUUAAUUGUCUUAAGUAAUUUUUCAAGCAAGAAUAGCGAAUAAGUGCCAAACGUUCACUUCAGCUUUUCAGAGGAUUCACUGGUUUUCUUCUGGUUGAACAAAAGAAAACCAGUCACCUGAAGAGUCGUGAUGGGAAUCUCUGGUGAAUUCUCUGGUGAAUUCUCUCGUGAAAAGUGCAGAACCUUGUUGGUUGUUUAGGGAAUGAAUGGAGAAAAUACAUUUUCAGGGUCUUUAAGUUGAGUCCGUUUACUAAAAGGUAAUAAAUGAGAGAUGGUUUCAGCAUGAGCACUGAUCUUAGGUCAGUAGUAUCUGUGCAUCACUGAUCUGAUGAGGUUGAUAUUUGGCUUUACUGCACUGUUAAUAAUAAUCUAAAGGUUUUUCUUAGGACCUCGUGUUUAAAUUAGACAUUAGUAAUAAUACAUUUCUGUUGUAGGACUGAAGUUACACGCUGAACUUGAGUGGAAGUGUUUCCGAGUUCCCACAGGUGUUUACUGGUGGUGGUGGGUGGCAGGGUGUGCGACUGAUGGACCAGGUGUCUGUAGCUGCAAUUUACCCAUGUUCCCUAAACGCCUCAAAGGCAGGCUGCUCUGGUUACUGCGGCACACACGAGUGAAAUUAGGUGUUCUGAUGUGAGGCGGAGCUACGUUAGGCCGCCGGCGUGGAGCCUGUGUGGGAAACGCUGGGAUUAUAAAGGUUUACAAAACCUUACAAACAACCUGAGUCCUGCAGCUGUCCAUCUGUCCAUCUGUCCGAGGGGUUUGACCUGUGUUUUAUAUAUAACACCACUGUCUGUCUUUCUUUCUGCUAUGAGAAAAUAUUGACUGUUUUUGAUGUAUGUAUUCUUUCACCUAGAGAAUAAGAAAUAACUGAUUUCACCUUCAAACUGAAAUAAAAUGAACUGUUCACACUUUA